Pseudophryne corroboree (corroboree frog) is the source of this 6035-nucleotide messenger RNA. RefSeq names its product MAP kinase activating death domain (gene MADD). Lineage: Eukaryota; Metazoa; Chordata; Amphibia; Anura; Myobatrachidae. Gene Ontology annotation, molecular function: guanyl-nucleotide exchange factor activity. Gene Ontology annotation, biological process: regulation of apoptotic process; regulation of Rab protein signal transduction. Gene Ontology annotation, cellular component: cytosol. The record is from RefSeq and is a predicted model, not a curated record. The coding region runs from base 308 to 5329 and encodes 1673 amino acids. The transcript has 38 exons.
AAAACCUGGGUGCGUCAUGACGUUGGAGGAGUGUGUGCGUCACAGCGUAGGCGGGCGGGGCCAGGGCUCUGCGCGUCCCCGUGAGCUGGUGCUCGGGCACGCGAAGUGAGGUUGCUGUCAGCUGUGUGUGUGCCUGCUGCCAGGCCUGCCCUCUGCACGGAUUGCGGCACAGGGGGCUGACCGGUACCCACGGAGGAGCUCAGGAGCCCGCCCCGGCCAGCAGGUUAAUGCCGGUGUCAUCCAGUUGGUCAGAAAGUGUCCAGUGAGCGAAGGAGGGAUCUGUGAGAUGAUUUAGUACGGUGGUACCAUGGGGCAGAGGAAGAAGCCAUGUCCCAGGCUGUUGGAUUAUUUGGUGAUCAUAGGUGCAAGGCAGCCAAGCAGUGACAGUGUCGCCCAGACGCCGGAGUUGCUCCGCCGUUACCCGCUCGAGGACCAUCCAGAAUUUCCCCUACCUCCUGAUGUGGUAUUCUUCUGUCAGCCGGAGGGAUGUCUGAGCGUAAGGCAGAAACGGAUGAGCUUGCGCGAUGACACCUCAUUUGUCUUCACACUUACUGAUAAGGACAGCGGCAUCAUCCGCUACGGGAUCUGCGUAAACUUCUACCGCUCUUUUCAAAAACGGAUUUUGAAAGACAAAAGCCGUAAACUGUACAAGCCAGCCUCCGAGAAUGGCUCUGAGGGCUCUGACGGAGGCCACGCUUUACAGGCUCCAAGCGCAGACUCCACCCCGGAUAUCAAUCAUUCCCCUCGUGGGAAACGUCUGCCUAAAGGAACGCAACGGUCUCGUAACAGCUCUCUCACCUCUCUUUGUAUCAUCAGUCACUAUCCCUUCUUCUCCACCUUCCGGGAAUGUCUGUAUACUCUUAAAAGGCUCGUGGACUGCUGUAGUGAUAGGCUGGUCAGCAAGAAGGCCGGAGUAUCCAAGGGUGUCCAAAGAGACACCAUAUGGAGGAUCUUUACGGGCUCGCUGCAACUAGAGGAGAAAUCCAAUGUUCUCCUGCAUGACCUGCGUGAAAUUGAAGCUUGGAUCUAUCGCUUGCUACGCUCUCCCACUCCAGUGGCCGGCCAGAAGAGGGUUGACGUGGAAGUCUUGCCCUUAGAGCUGCAACCACCCUUGACCUUUGCCCUUCCUGACCCCUCACGUUUUUCAUUGGUGGAUUUCCCUCUCCAUCUGCCGUUGGAGCUCCUGGGAGUGGAGGCCUGCUUGCAGGUCUUGUCCUGCAUUAUGCUGGAACAUAAGGUGGUGAUGCAAUCCCGGGACUACAACGCCUUGUCUAUGUCUGUCAUGGCAUUUGUGUCCAUGCUCUAUCCACUUGAAUAUAUGUUUCCUGUAAUCCCUCUGCUGCCCACAUGCAUGGCCUCUGCGGAACAGCUGCUCUUGGCGCCCACCCCUUACAUCAUAGGAGUCCCGGCCAGCUUCUUCCUCUACAAGUCGGACUUUAGGAUACCAGAUGAUGUUUGGCUGGUGGAUCUGGACACUAACAAGGUUGUAGUGCCCAGCAACGCAGAGCUUUUACCUGUACUGCCCGAACCAGAGGUGUCUGAGCUGAAGAAGCACCUCAAACAGUGUCUGCACAGCAUGUCCGUGAUCACGCAGCAGCGCCUUCUCGCCUCCGAUAACAAGGCCCUGGCGAGUAUGAGUCUGAACACCCAACCUAUCCUGAACCUGGACAGAUUUCAUGAGGGGUCAGAGGCGUCUAUGCUCCGACCCCCCAACGAUGCACAGGGCACUCCCUCAACAGAAUUCAACCCCCUAAUUUAUGGAAAUGAUGUUGAUUCAGUGGAUGUGGCGACAAGGGUUGCCAUGGUCCGGUUCUUUAACUCUCCCAACAUGUUACAAGGUUUCCAGUUCCAUACUCGCACUCUGCGUCUCUUCCCACGCCCCGUGGUGGCUUUCCAGUCCUCUUCAUUCCUGGCUUCACGCCCCAAGGCCACUCCAUUCUCUGAGAAGCUUUCCAAAACGCAGGCCGUGGAGUACUUUGGAGAGUGGUCCCUGAACCCCACCAACUUCGCCUUUCAGAGGAUCCACAACAACAUGUUCGAUCCAGCUUCUAUUGGAGAUAAACCUAAAUGGUACGCUCAUCAGCUGCAGCCCAUUCAUUACAGGGUGCAUGAUGCAAACUCGCAGCUUGCUGAAGCGCUCAGUGUCCCUGUGGAACAGGAAAGUGAUUCAGAACCUACUGAUGACAGCGGCAGUGACAGUGUGGAGUACGACGACUCCAGCUCCUCGUAUUCUUCCCUUGGGGACUUUGUCAGUGAAAUGAUAAAGUGUGAUAUAAACGGUGACACGCCAAAUGUGGACCCCCUGACGCACGCCGCGCUGGGAGAUGCCAGUGAGGUAGAGUUUGAUGACUUCCAAGAGUACUCGGGAGAGGUGGUGGAAACGGGUCCUGACAGCGAGAACUCCCCUGAUAACAAUCAGCCACGUUCAGGUUCAAGUACCACAGCCAGCAGCAGCCCAAGCACAGUCAUCCAUGGAACUAACACACAAGAAUCUGCUGACUCCACCGAACCAGACGAAAAAGUGUUGGGAGUAUUGCAGAAUCACCUUCCUGUUCUGGCGCCCACGUUCACCCGCCUGGGGAUGGAACGGCGUGAGAGUGAGGCGUCUGUGGUUGGUGGGGAAACACGAAGGCGCGAGUACGACAAUCCCUACUUUGAGCCACAGUACGGAUUUCCACCAGAUGAGGAAAACGAAGAUCGCGGAGAGAGUUAUACCCCAGUUUUUAACCAAACCGUUAACGGCACACGUUCCCAGAAGCCUCUGCUUCGACCUAAUAGUCUGAAAUUGGCAAGUGAUUCUGAUGCAGAAACGGAUUCUCGAGGCAGCUCCCCUACCUCAACCGUGUCCAAUAACAGCAGCAAUAACGAGGGUUUCGGAGGCAUCAUGUCUUUUGCUAGCAAUCUGUACAAAAGUCAUAGUAGUAGCUUCAGUUUGUCAAGCUUGACGCUUCCAAACAAGGGUGGACGAGAUAAGGCAACUCCGUUUCCCAGCUUGAAAGGUCAGCAGGAAGUGGCAGGGGAGUUGGGAAAAGUAUUUGGGCUUAAUACUAUAAUGGAGAUUAUUGCAGACUCCGGGCCAGCCCCUGCAGAAGCCAGCAACAGGCGUGCACUUGUAGACCAGAAAUCUUCCGUAAUAAAGCACAGUCCGACCGUAAAGAGGGAAUUUCCUUCCCCUCAGGGCAAAGCAAACAAUUCCGGUGAGAACCAACAGUUUCUGAAGGAAGUGGCUCUGAGUGUCCUAGAAGGACAGGGAGUAGGUUGGCUGAAUAUGAAGAAAGUGCGCCGGCUGCUGGAAAGCGAACAGCUACGCGUCUUUGUGCUGAGCAAAUUAAACAGGUCGAUGCAGACAGAAGAGGACGCACGGAAUGAUGUCAUUCAGGAAGUGGAGAUUAACAAAAAAGUAUACAAGGGAAUGCUGGACAUACUGAAGUGUACGGUGUCCAGUUUGGAACAAUCUUACGCCAACGCUGGGCUGGGCGGCAUGGCCAGUGUCUUCAGCUUGCUAGAAAUUGCUUAUACACACUACUACAACAAAGAGCCUGAGAAAAGGAAACACAGUCCUUCCGCUGAUGGCACUGUGACCCCCGUGUCUAGGCAUUCUGUCACCAUCCCACGAGGAGAGUCUCGGCCUGCCCCCCAGCUGCCCGCCCAGCAGCUGCUUCCUCCCCGCCCAUCAGGUCCCGAGGUCCGGGGUGCACGAGAAUUUGACACACGGAGUCUCAAGGAAGAGAAUUUUGUGGCUUCCAUUGAAUUAUGGAACAAGCAUCGGGAAGUGAAAAAGCAAAAAGCUAUGGAAAAACCGAGCGUAGAGCAGCCCAAACAGGUCCCUGAUAGCGCAGACACUGAAGAGAAGAGAUCUCAGAUCAGUGCAGACAGUGGCUUGAGUGUCACAUCGGGAUCUCAGCAGCGGAGUGAUUUGGGUAGUGUCAGUACUGGACCGUCCAUCCUCAUCAGAAGCAGCAGUCAGGACUCUGAACUCAGCACAGUGGUCAGUAACAGCUCUGGGGAAACACUGGGAGCCGAUAGUGAUCUGAGCAGCAAUGCUGGGGACACAUUGGGAGGACCAGGUGGAGGACAUCUGUCAGGAUCCAGAGCCGCGGUGUCUGACAGUGAGAUUCAGAUGAGCUCACUCACUGGCGCUAUAUUUGGGAAGCCCCAAGUGCUGCGUCCUGGAGAAAAAGAGAACAGUCUCAGCCCAGGGCGUCCCCCACAAGAUGACAGCCAGCGCAUUUACCUGUAUGAGGGACUUUUGGGAAGAGAUAAGGGUUCAGUCUGGGACCAGCUGGAAGAUGCAGCGAUGGAGACCUUCUCACUGAGUAAGGAGCGUUCCACGCUCUGGGACCAGAUGCAGUUCUGGGAAGAUGCUUUCCUUGAUGCUGUGAUGCUGGAGAGAGAGGGAAUGGGCAUGGACCAAGGCCCUCAGGAGAUGAUAGACCGGUACUUCUCUCUCGGAGAUCACGACAGGAAACGCCUGGAAAAUGAUGAGGACCGGCUCCUGGCAACUCUUCUGCAUAAUAUGGUGGCCUACAUGGUUAUGAUAAAGGUAAAUAAGACUGAUCUCCGGAGGAAGGUUCGUCGUCUUCUGGGAAAGUGCCACAUUGGUUUAACGCACAGUCAACAGAUCAACGAGUUGCUGGACAGAGUAACAGACAUGAAUGGCCGUGACCUCAGCAUUCGCCCUAGUGGAAGCCGUCACAUCAAGAAGCAAACGUUUGUAGUGCAUGCUGGGACUGACACUAGCGGAGACCUGUUCUUCAUGGAGGUUUGCGAUGAUUGCAUCGUAUUACGUAGCAACAUUGGAGCUGUGUAUGAACGCUGGUGGUAUGAAAAACUCAUUAACAUGACCUAUUGCCCCAAGACAAAAGUGCUCUGCUUGUGGAGGAGAAACGGGCAGGAGACGCAACUCAACAAGUUCUUCACUAAGAAGUGUCGGGAGCUGUACUACUGUGUAAAGGAGAGUAUGGAGCGAGCAGCAGCCCGGCAACAAAGCAUUAAGCCAGGCCCAGAGCUUGGUGGCGAGUUCCCAGUUCAGGACAUGAAGACAGGGGAAGGGGGUCUUCUGCAGGUGACCCUGGAAGGAAUUAACCUGAAAUUCAUGCACAGUCAGGUUUUUAUACAGCUGAAUCACAUAAAAAAGUGUAACACUGUACGGGGCGUCUUUGUCUUGGAGGAAUUUGUUCCUGAAACUAAAGAAGUGGUGAGCCAUCGAUACAAGACCCCUAUGGCCCACGAGAUCUGCUAUUCUGUCCUCUGUCUCUUCUCCUACGUGGCAGCCAUCCGAGGGAAGGAAGAGAUGAAGAGCAGACCACCUCGGCCUGUAUCCAGCUGACACCCAUCCCAUUACUCCCCAAAGCAACCUGUGACCACACACUUCAUGUCCGCUUUGCCCUGUCCCACUUCACUGGCUCCGCUGACAGCUGUUACGUUGGCGUUCUACUAUGACAUUCCUUCUCCUGUAUCUGGAGUCCAUUCAUAUACCCUUAUAGUAAUUGUACUACGUGUUGUGACCACCUUUUACACCCUCACCCCUUCUGCUUUCGUGUUGUGUGCUUUGCGUGUUACUGGCCUCUGGCACAACUCUUCCAGGAUGAUACAAGUGUUGUAUUCAUUCACAUUCCUGCGUCCUGUUGUGUGCUAGUGUUUGUCACUGACUGGUAUUAUAGGGUGACUCCAGACCACUUCAGUUUUGGGGAGGUCUACAGAAAUACCUGGUGCUUUCCCCACGCGUAACCCGGCGUCUGAUAUUCAAGCAUCAUGUGCUUCAGAAACUCUGUGUGCUGAUGGAACUGAACUGCAGCACACUUCUUUGGGCUUCUAGCAGCGAAUGAGCUAAUACGUCUUGUGGAUUAUUGAGCAGAUGUUGGAACCCUAACGGUACAGAGUGUAAAUAUUGUCAAUGUGAACCCAGCAGCUCUCCCCCUUCCUAGCACUGCCCACUACUGCAUGGAGAGCACGAUGUAAAUAUCCAGGUCUUUCUUAUUUAUAGAAAUGUGUACAGAUCCUGAAUGUGCAAUAAACUGGCAUUUUAAUGCUUC